AUGGUAUCAGCUGAAGAAGCCAAGUCCGUUCUCAAACCACUUUUUGAUGCUUGCCUAAAAAGUCGGGAUGAGCACGACUUUGAGACGGCCGUUGCACACUUCGAUCCCAAUGCUGUAUUCGUGCAAAAGGGAAAGAGGAUAAUUUUUGGAAGAGAACGUAAGAGAGUUAAAGUAGUAAUCAUGUUUGCCAUUUUUGUUUCAGAACUGAAAAAAGAGCAUACCGCUUUCAAAGAAAUAACUGGUAAAAGAGAUGAAAAGAUUACCAAUGAACAAUAUGCAUUGAGCGGAGAUUUUGGAGUAGUCAGCGCCGACUAUGAGAUAAAAACGGAAAAAAUCGGAGAGCUCAAAGGAAGUUUCAUGCAGAUCUGGCGCAAAUCCGAAGGAAAGUGGCUGGUCCUACACGAAGAAUUUUCGAUGGAUUUGGAAUUUUGA
Molecule: messenger RNA, 432 nt
Organism: Cylicostephanus goldi
Lineage: Eukaryota; Metazoa; Nematoda; Chromadorea; Rhabditida; Strongylidae
Source: the annotation of a GenBank genome assembly